Molecule: messenger RNA, 584 nt
Organism: Aricia agestis (brown argus)
Lineage: Eukaryota; Metazoa; Arthropoda; Insecta; Lepidoptera; Lycaenidae
Exons: 4
Coding region: 129-584 (151 amino acids)
Source: RefSeq, a predicted model, not a curated record
GCGAGGAGUUCCUCAGCAACACGACGUUUGACCACCACAGUGUGAUCGACGUGGACUGGAAAAUCUUCUACUUCUGGAAUUACGAGAAGGAAAACUCCUAUCACAUCAAAUUUAGCCUGGCGUCGGAGAUGCUGGUGGACAGGUUCAGGGUGGAGUUGGAGAAGGUGGACCCCAGCAUCGAGUGGAGGCGGGCGGUGCUGUUCAUGGAGAGCUCGAUAGACGUGAGCGCGCUCUACAUACAGACCGACACGCCUGGGAUGUACAGGCUCAUACCCACUUUGGCUUUCCAAGCUGAAAGUGUCCCCCCGAACCUGAUAUUCGCUUUGAAGCUGGUGGAACCUGGGUACCUGGGCAUCGUGAACUGUCAGUACCGCCUGUGCUACGCUCUGGCCCCCAUCGACAAACUACCGGACGAUGAUAAGUUAGAAGCCGAAGCAAAGAAGUUGGGUUUCUACGGGCACCACAACCGCUCCUACCUCAGCCAGUUCCACCGACCCCCCCUCUCCCCCUACCUGGAGGACGACAGUGAUGAUGAUGAGCAGGUCGAGAUAGACAACGACAUGAUGAUGCCCAAUGAGUUGUAA